Molecule: messenger RNA, 552 nt
Organism: Tupaia belangeri chinensis (Chinese tree shrew)
Lineage: Eukaryota; Metazoa; Chordata; Mammalia; Scandentia; Tupaiidae
Gene: NDUFB7
Product: NADH:ubiquinone oxidoreductase subunit B7
Exons: 3
Coding region: 83-490 (135 amino acids)
Cellular component (GO): respiratory chain complex I; mitochondrion
Source: RefSeq, a predicted model, not a curated record
UUGUGGCUGGCGAAGGAGGCUGUGCUUCCGGGCAGGAGCGAGGUGACCCCGGCUGCUGCAGGGACCUUCGGGGACAGCAGCGAUGGGGGCUCACCUGGCCCGGCGCUACGUGGGCGAUGCCUCGACUGAGCCCGACCCCCUGCGGAUGCCCACCUUCCCGCCCGACUACGGCUUCCCCGAGCGCAAGGAGCGAGACAUGGUGGCCACGCAGCAGCAGAUGAACGACGCGCAGCUGGUGGUGAAUCAGCGCGACUACUGCGCCCACUACCUCAUCCGGCUGCUCAAGUGCAAGCGAGACAGCUUCCCCAACUUCCUAGCCUGCAAGCACGAGCGGCACGACUGGGACUACUGCGAGCACCUCGACUACGUGAAACGCAUGAAGGAGUACGAGCGGGAGCGGCGGCUGCUCCAGCGGAAGAAGCGGCGGGAGCAGAAGGAAGCCCAGCUGGCCAGGGGAGAGGGGGACGUGACCCCCGAGGCAGCGCUCUAGGGUGCCACCCAUCACCCUGCGGACCAGUCAGACAAAUAAAAAGGCUCCAGACCCUCCUCCGA